Messenger RNA from Sinocyclocheilus grahami, 1130 nucleotides. Its product is annotated as testis development-related protein-like. The coding region runs from base 230 to 823 and encodes 197 amino acids. Gene Ontology annotation, cellular component: nucleus; cytosol. The transcript is spliced from 4 exons. The record is from RefSeq and is a predicted model, not a curated record. Gene Ontology annotation, biological process: spermatogenesis. Lineage: Eukaryota; Metazoa; Chordata; Actinopteri; Cypriniformes; Cyprinidae.
GGUCCAGGUGCUCCAGCCAGCCGUGUGCUCAGACGUUCAUCAGAAGAAGAUAGUGGGCCGGUGGAAAGUGUGCGUGUGGGGUAUCGCGAAGGGCAGGGCGCGAUCACAGACGGGUUAUUGUUCUGAUUUAACCGCUGCCUCCUCGCGAUCUCCUCGAGUCUUCACUCGCAUCCCAUGGGCUUGGAAAAUACCGUGCUUCUGAGCUACAGCUGAACUCCCUGCGCGUAUAAUGUUCAAGAAGAGCAAGAGCAAAGUUCUGGUGGAUGAAGAGUCAGAGGAGGACGACGUGGCGUGGCAUCACGAGCACGCGAGGAAGGAUAAAGACUCAGAGGGAACAGAGGAAGUUCUGAGCCCCUCAACAAAGUUCUUAGUGAAUGGACGCAUUGAAUGGUCUGCUAAGAAAAACUGGGAGGAUGACAAGAGUAAAGCGCACCCAGAAAAAGACAAAGCACACUGUCUGUGGGACAGCAUCACGAUGACGAUGAAGCAAAUCACACCCACGAGGAAGAUCGACAAGAUUGAGGGCUGGGAGCCGCCUCAGCUGAAUGAUGGAAUGGAGGAGGAAAAAAAUGAGCUGGAGAAGAAGAGGAGCGACUCAUCCCCGCUGUCCUCCCCUCUGUCGCUGUCUCUGCCGCAUUCUCUGGGUUUACCGUCCUGGGUUGGCUUGGGUUCAGAGGAGGACUCGUCUCGUUACUCUAGUCUGACUGAAUCACAGACGGGCGGCCCUGCCCAGUGGGCGGCUCGGGCACGAGAUAAAUUAGCUGCCGUUCGCCGCCGAAGUCCAGCCAGCCUAUCAGAAAGUAAUUGGGAGGGGCUAAAAUGAUUGACAUAUUAAUGUCUGUGAGGAUGGCCACACGCCCGUGUAUACCAACUCUUAAUUGGAUAGCCCACUGAUGUGAAGAGUAGGACCCUCAGACCAAGAGUGCCUGAUUGAAUGAUUUGUCACUUUUCCAUUUGAUAUAAAAUGCGUGUCCAACGUUUGAAUGGAGCUACUUCAGAGAAAUCACUGGAUGUACUCCUAGUUAAUCACCAUGCUGUUUAGUACAUUACUUUUAAAGGCUAUAAAAGACAUUUAAACACUCAAAGGGAGAGUUCAACCAAAAAUGAAGAUCAUUUAUUCACCCUCAUGU